Molecule: messenger RNA, 5342 nt
Organism: Candoia aspera
Lineage: Eukaryota; Metazoa; Chordata; Lepidosauria; Squamata; Candoiidae
Gene: GOLGA3
Product: golgin A3
Exons: 23
Coding region: 762-5294 (1510 amino acids)
Source: RefSeq, a predicted model, not a curated record
CUGCCAAAUACUCAGCCUCAUAAACACAUGCAUAGUCCUAUAAAUCACACUCUCUGCGCUUGGUGGGGUAAAAUAAUCUGGCUGUCAGUUGCAAUGAUGAAAAUAAAAGGCAACUGGUAACAUGAUUUAGUAGUGAAAAUAGUUUGUUCCCACUCACAACAGGAGCAGGCAUAAUCACCCUGAUCCAGCUGGUGCCAUUCACAUGUAGCAACCUCAAGAAGGCUUGGAUGAGUUCCAUGAACUGCUUGGAGAUUCAUACACAUCCUGAAAUCUUUAGUUUGUGGAUUUACUUUGUCCUCCCUCCUCAGUUUUACCCGCCAGCCUGUAGGAGGUGAGCAAGCCCCCACUCCCAUUGCUUGAGAAGGUGCCACUGUGGCUUACAUAAGGAUUGGCUCUCAGUGAGCUCAGAAUUAUAUGUGGCAGAUGUAUGUGAUCUCUAGAAAACAAGGAACUAUUUUUAAAAAGGAGUGUCGUCGUGUGUGUGUGUGUGUGUGUGUCUGUCUGUCUCCAGAGUGUGAUGUAACUCAGUCAUUGUUUUCUUUCUCUGCAGCUACUGUAAUGAUCUCCAGAAAUUCUUCAAUUGUCCAUCAAGUAGGCUGGAACGAAACCGAACUGCUUGCUGUAAAUAAAUCCGUGCAAAAGCCCUAACUAUGUGUAGGCUGCCUCUUGGCUCCCAGCGGUACUGAUGGACUCAGUAGGUCACUUGGAAAGUUGUUCUUCCGCUGGGGAGAUAUUCCCCCUGGACCUUCACUACAUCAGCCAUGGACUCUUCAGUGGUCAUUCUGGAGAAGGAAGCCAGCAAUGGUACCCCUGCCAGUUCUGGACAGCAACCAGACUUGGAGGCCAAACCUAACUGGACAAUGGAAGAAGAUCUUAACUUGGUUAGUGUAAAUAACAGCAGAGUGCCAACCGAAGGGGACAACUUGGCACCAAAGAGCAGCCAGGAUCCUUGCGCAAACGGACCGACGUCUUAUUGUCCCGAGCAGCCCGUGCCUUUUGACCCCACCGACAGCUCCCGGGGGGAAGACUCAGCUCCAGGUCUGCUUGGUUUCCGUGAGCACCCAAAGGCUUCUCAGGGCAGUAGUGCUGAGGGCUUAGCUCUUAGGAAGGAUGCCCUGCAGUCUCUCAAACAAAGCCUCCCUUUGCAAGAAACAGAAUUGUGUUCAGCCGAUGCUCCUCUCCCACUCGAGAAGGAAGAACAGAUCCGGCUCCAGGCACGGAAACGCCUGGAGGAGCAGCUCAAGCAGUAUCGCGUAAAGAGGCAUCAGGAGAGACUGUUUACAGCUAAAAGCCGCCCGUCCAGCACCCUGGAUCCCGAGCUGAUGUUGAACCCGGAGAUCUUGCCAAGGGCCAGUCCCGUGGCAAUGACCACAGAAUAUUCCUUCUUGCGAACCAGUGUCCCACGAGGACCGAAAGUGGGAAGCCUGGGGCUCCUAGCUCCCUUGAAAGAGAAAAAAGGCUCCAAAUCACCCAGAACCAGUCGGAUUCGGUCUCUGGCAGAUUACCGGACAGAAAACCCAGAGGGAAGUGCUGGGGGGACUGUUCUGGCGGCCAAUCCCUUGGGCGGAUCUCUGAAGCAGAAUUCAAACAGUCUCACCUCGGUUGUGUCUUCCGUCAGCCUCACCCCCGAUCCAGAUGACCGGCUGGAAGAUUCCUCCUUAGCUGGAGACAGCAUGUCCGAACUGGAUGGCAGCGAAGCCGGCACGAGGCUGGAUGGCAGCGAAAGCGACAGUUCUACCUACAGCAGCGUGUCAGGGAGGGGCCCCGCUGGCAUUUCUUCCGGCUCAAAGAGCAAGCAGGGCAUAGCGUUCACCGUCAAUGGGCAGGAGGUCCCCUUGGAGGCGGUCGGACGGUUUCCUUCCAUCAGGGAGGUGCUACAGGCUGCGGCCACAGAGCAUCGCGCCCAGGACCAGGAAAUCAACGGGGAAGCAAGAAGCCGGCGGGACAGCGUGUCCAGCAGUAUAUCCAUGGAAAGUUCUGUCGCAGGCACCCAGGAUGAACUGCUUCAAGUCCUCAAGGAGAAGAUGAGACUUGAGGGACAAUUGGAGGCACUGUCCUUAGAAGCCAGCGAGGCUCUCAAAGAGAAAGCAGAAUUGCAAGCCCAGCUGGCUGCUGUCCGCAUGAAACUCCAAACUCACAUAGAGCAUACGCAGACCAGCCAGCAGAAGCAGGACUCCCUGAAUUCGGAGGUCGCCACCUUAAAGCAGUCCUGCUGGGAGCUGGAACGGGCCAUGGCAGAACUACAAGCCACAUUGGAAGCCAAGAACGCUGGCUUGGCUGCUUCCAACAACGACCUGCAGUUGGCAGAAGAACAGUACCAGAGACUGAUGGGGAAGGUGGAAGACUUGCAGAAGAACGUCCUUAACAAGGACAGCACGGUUCACGACCUCCGGCAGCAGCUCUCCUCUUUACAAAGCCAGCUCCAGCAGGUCCAGCUGGACCGCACGUCCUUGACCAGUAAGCUGAAGUCAUCUCAGGCGGAGAUCGUGUCGCUGCAGAAGGUUCGGCUGUGGUAUCAGCAGCAGCUGGCUGUAGCUCAACAGGCGAGGAUUCGUCUGCAGGGCGAUAUGGCCAACAUAAAGGCUGGUCAGAUGACUCAGGUUGGCCUGCUGGAGCAUCUCAAGUUAGAGAACGUAACCCUUUCUCAUCAAUUAACAGAGACUCAGCAUAGAUCCAUCAAAGAGAAGGAACGUAUAGCUGCACAGCUGCAAAAUAUUGAGGCUGACAUGUUAGACCAGGAAGCGGCCUUUCUGCAGAUCCAAGAGGCUAAGAGUAUGGUGGAAGAGGAUUUGCAGAGGAAGCUGGAGGAGUUUGAGGAAGAGAAAGAACAGCUUCAGAAGAUGGCUGAUUCGGCAGCGACGUUGGAGCAGGAACUAGAAAAGGUAAAAUUAACGCUGCAUCAGCGAGACAUUCAGGUGGAAACUCUGCAGCAGGAACAGCUGGAUCUCAUGAAACAGCUGACCUCCGCCCAAGAGACAUCACAGACCCGAGACCAGACCUUGGGUGAGCUUCAGGUGCGCUAUGACGAACUGGAGGCCAGGCUGGCUGAGUUGCAGGGAGAAGCCACCUCGAAGGACGACACCAUCCGGUAUUUGCAGAAUGAGAAGAUUGUCUUGGAGGUUGCCCUGCAGGUGGCGAAAGCAGGCCAAGAAGAACUGGAAGAGGGCAUCCAGCAUUUAGGAGGCCACACAGAGGCAGCAUCAGAUGUUUUGGAGCAACUGAGGCAAGAAAUAGCCGUCAAAUCAAGUCAGGUGGAAAAUCUGCAACACGAAAGCGCAAAUCUGAAGAAGCAAACCCAGAAGGUGAAGGAACAAUUUCUUCAGCAGAAGGUGAUGGUGGAAGCCUACCGCAGAGAUGCAGUUUCAAAAGAUCAGCUAAUCAGCGAACUGAAGUCCACGAAGAAGAAGCUGGAUUCUGAAAUCAAAGAGAUAAAGCGGGAAUUCCUUCAGCUUCAGAGCGAGAAGCAAGCGAUGGAGGUGGAAAACUCAAAGCUAGCGAAGGAAGUGACUCGGAUUCAGCAGCAGAUGGAGGACCUGGAGAGCCAGCUACAGGUGGCCCAAAAAGAACGAAACGACAUGGAGACAGAGCUACAGGCUUUGCGGUUUGACCAAGAACAAAUGUCAGCUCUUGUCAAAGUGAAUGAAGACUUAAAAAGACAAGUUGAUGAAAUGCAACAAGAAACAAAGAUGGCCAUUACGGAACAGAAGCAGAAAAUGAAGAGGCUGGGUUCUGACCUGAACACGGCCCAGAAGGAGAUGAAGGCGAAGCACAAAGCCUACGAGAACGCCGUUGGGAUCCUCAGUCGCCGGCUGCAGGAGGCCCUUGCUGCGAAGGAGUCAUCCGAAGCCGAACUGAAUGAAUUAAAGGCACAGAUCUCCGAGGGUGGGAAUCACCAAGCGAGCCUAGAAAGGAUCCAAAUUCUAGAGACGGAAUUGCAGUCUCUAAGCCACAGCAAGAUGAUUCUUGAGAAAGAGCUCCAAGAGGUCAUCUCCCUCACCAGCCAGGAACUAGAAGAAUACAGAGAGAAGGUCCUCGAACUUGAAGAUGAGCUUCAAGAAGCAAGGGGUUUCCGGAGAAAGAUCAAGCGCCUGGAAGACGCGAACAAGAAGCUUUCUCUUGAGCUAGAACAUGAACGUGGGAAGCUCACUGGCCUCGGCCAGUCCAACGCAGCUCUGCGAGAGCACAAUCGCAUCCUUGAAGCAGCUCUGGCCAAGAGAGAGGCUGAUCUGGUGCAACUGAAUCUUCAGGUCCAGGCAGUUCUGAGGUGCAAAGAGGAGGAGGAUCAGAAAAUGAAGCAGCUGAUUCAGACUUUGCAAACGGCCUUGGAGAAAGAGAAAGCAAAUGUCAUCAGCCUUAAAGAACAGGUCACGACGACGAAAGCAGAGUCAGCACAUAACCGUCGGCAUUAUAAAGCUGCUGCCCUGGAACUUGGCGAGGUGAAGCGAGAGCUGCAAGCCAAAGAGGUCCUCAUCCAUGCCCUUCAGGCUGAAGUCGACAAGCUGCAGGCAGAAGACGGAAAACACUCGGAGGAAGUAUCUCAGAUCCAGCAACAGCUUGUUGAUGCUCAGUCCCAGCUUCAGCAUCUGCAGAAGCAGCUGGAUGAGCAACUUGGCAAGCAACCCGUAGAAAAUCAAGAGGUGGAAGACCUCAAAUGGGAAGUUGAGCAGAAGGAGAGGGAACUCCAGGCCCUGAAGCAACAGCUGGAUUUGACCGAGCAGCGCAGUCAGAAAGAGUUAGAAGGCGUGCAGUCAGCUCUGCAGAAUAUCAAGACGGAAUUGGAGAUGGUUCGGGACGAUUUGUCCAUGACUCAGAAAGAUAAGUUCAUGCUCCAAGCAAAAGUGACUGAACUGAAAAAUAGCAUAAAAACUCUGCUACAACAGAACCAGCAGCUGAAGCUGGAUUUGAAGCAUGGAAAAAUGAAAAAGAAAAAACUCAAGGGAGAGACCAGUUCAUCAAAUCCGGUGACACCAGUGAAGGUCCCCGAUUGUCCUGUUCCUGCAGCGUUGCUGGAAGAGCUGUUGAAACCCCCAUCAGCUGUGAGUAAAGAGCCAAUGAGAAAUCUCAACAGCUGUCUCCAGCAACUCCGGCAAGAGAUGGACAGCCUUCAGCGUCAAAUGGAAGAGCAUACAAUAACAGUCCAUGAAUCUAUGUCUUCGUGGUCACAGAUCGAAGGGCAGUUAACGGACCUUGCUUCCAAUCUCUCUGUAACUCUAUUAGCCAACGAGAAUCUUCCCCAUGUAGACCUUCAGGAACAUAAGCCAAGCACAGAUGUCAAGGAAGAGCUGAGCCAGUGAUCCAGGGCCCUGCUGAUUUCCAUCGAAACUGCUUUAAGUACGUAAAAA